Acyrthosiphon pisum (pea aphid) is the source of this 2097-nucleotide messenger RNA. RefSeq names its product single-stranded DNA-binding protein 3. The transcript is spliced from 16 exons. The record is from RefSeq and is a predicted model, not a curated record. Gene Ontology annotation, molecular function: protein binding; single-stranded DNA binding. Gene Ontology annotation, cellular component: nucleus. Lineage: Eukaryota; Metazoa; Arthropoda; Insecta; Hemiptera; Aphididae. The coding region runs from base 683 to 2026 and encodes 447 amino acids. Gene Ontology annotation, biological process: positive regulation of transcription by RNA polymerase II.
AUCAAUGUUUGAUUAUUAUCAUUUUCGGAAAGAAUUAUCUUGGACGUCGUCUCUACCCGCUGCACCUCGAUCACAGGUAAUGCACCGAUAUUUUUCUCCGCAUCGAUUUAAUUUUUCGGGGAGGAAAAGAGUACGGUGUUUUUUAUUCUUUCAAAUAUAAUAUGUUAUUUGUGUUAUUCUUUCCGCGUUUGUUUCAUCACGUCCAGUCGUCCGUCCAUCUGUCCGUUCAUCGAUAAAAAUAUAAUAUAAUCAGGACCGUAAACGUGUACUUUUAUUAGAGGUACGUACUCCGCAGAUCGAGUGUAUGUACUCUGGAGCAAAACUGUCGUCGAAAUCGUGCGUCGAGAAGUAAUUUGCAUCUCUAAACCGCCGUGACCAUCUGAUUUUGGAUUAUCGAUCAACAGUUUGGUGAAACGCACUUUGAAUUGUUUGACUCGUAAUUAUUCAUCUGACGCACAAAAACGAAAACAUCAGACUCGCGACACGUACGGUAGUUAUUGUUUUUUGGUUUUGUAACUGAAUAAAGACAGUACACAAGCGUCCAAACGUUCUUGAAGACUUCCACUACAACUUCCACUACAAUGACAACUAUUGUGCUGCUGUCAGUGUCUGCAUAGUGUGGCCAAUUUUGUUCCUGCAGAUUUAGUUUGAGGCCAAAGCUAUUGAACCAAUUUAAGUUGAGAUGUAUGCAAAAGGAAAGGGCGCAACAGUGCCAUCUGAUGCUCAGGCCAGGGAAAAGUUAGCAUUGUAUGUUUAUGAGUAUUUAUUACAUAUUGGAGCUCAAAAAGCAGCUCAAACAUUUUUAAAUGAAAUUAGAUGGGAAAAGAAUAUCACAUUAGGUGAACCACCAGGAUUCCUGCAUUCUUGGUGGUGUGUAUUUUGGGAUUUAUAUUGUGCUGCUCCAGAACGUCGUGAUACAUGUGAACAUUCAAGUGAAGCUAAAGCAUUUCAUGAUUAUGGUUUUGUAAACUCAGGUUAUGGUGUAAAUGGUAUUGCACAUAAUGCUGGACCUUCUCCUAGUCCUUUAGGACAAAUGCCCCCAAAUGAUGGAAUGCCAGGGGGUCCAAUGCCUGGAGGAUUUUUUCCAAAUUCAUCAAUGAGACCAUCACCUCCAAGUCAUCCUUCAGCACAACAAUCUCCUCAUUCUCAACCACCAUCACAUGGACAAAUGUUAUCUAAUCAGCCUUUUAUGGGUCCUCGAUAUCCAGGUGGUCCAAGGCCUGGAAUUCGCAUGUCACAAUUAGGAAAUGAUUUUAAUUCUCCUACAGGUCAGCCAAUGAUGCCUGGUAUGGACCCUUUAAGACAAGGUGAAGCUGGAGAAUAUGUUGUAGGUUGGCAAGGAGGUAUGGGACCAAUGAAUCCUCGUAUGAAUCCUCCUCGUGGUCAAAACACUCAAAACAUGAGUCCAUUAGGAUCAUAUAGCCCUGGAAUGCGUGGACCUCCGCCUAAUACAACAUUGGGCCCUGGUGGUGGUGGUGGUGGACCAAACAUGCCUUUAUCUAUGGGUGGACUUGUUGGAAGGCCACAAUGGCAACCAAAUGCAAAUACUCCCAUGAGUUAUUCAUCGUCAUCACCAGGAGCUUAUGGAGGACCCUCAGGAUCAGGCGGCCCUCCUGGACCAGGCACACCGAUAAUGCAAAGUCCUCAAGAUUCUUCAAACUCUGGAGGAGAAAGUAUGUACACAAUGAUGAAGCCGGUUACCGGAGGGAAUAUGCCUGGUGAUUUUCCAAUGAAUAAUGCAUCAGAUAGUGGACCGCUAGGACCAAUGGGUCCUAAUACAAUGAAUUCGGUUUUGAAUGGCGAAGGACUAGAUGGUAUGAAAAAUUCACCUGCACCGGGUGGCCCAGGGACACCGAGAGAAGACAGUGGAAGUGGCAUGGGCGAUUAUAAUUUGUCAGGAUUUGGAGGAGCGGGAGAAAAUGAUCAGACCGAAUCCGCUGCAAUAAUGAAAAUAAAAGAAAGUAUGCAAGAGGAAGCCAAACGUUAUGAAAAGGAUUCUGACCAAUCGGAUUAUUACAUCCAAUAGAGAAAAAUAUGAUGGUAGUUUGAAAUUUUCAUGUGUAGAUUUAAAAAAUCUUGCCAUAAAAAUCAGUUCAA